Molecule: messenger RNA, 2071 nt
Organism: Mastomys coucha (southern multimammate mouse)
Lineage: Eukaryota; Metazoa; Chordata; Mammalia; Rodentia; Muridae
Gene: C1rl
Product: complement C1r subcomponent like
Exons: 6
Coding region: 6-1457 (483 amino acids)
Biological process (GO): zymogen activation
Cellular component (GO): blood microparticle
Molecular function (GO): serine-type endopeptidase activity
Source: RefSeq, a predicted model, not a curated record
UCCAGAUGUCAGGGUCCAGAGGCCUGGUCCCAGAGCUGGAGAACAGCCUGUGGAGUUCUCCCACCACAAGCUUCAUGGGCAAGAUGUGCUGGUUGCUCCUUUGGGGGGUCCUCCAUACUUGCCCCACACAGGCCUCUGUGCUUUGGGCCCAGCAGUUACCACAGCAACUGACAUCCCCUGGAUACCCAGAGCCAUAUCUCAAAGGCCAGGAGAGCCUCACUGACAUCGUGGCUCCGGAGGGGUUCGCGGUGAGGCUGAUCUUCCAGGACUUUGAUCUGGAGCCAUCCCCAGGCUGUGAAGGCGACUCUGUCACAAUUUCAAAUGGAGGAACAGAUGCAACCCGGCUGUGUGGGCAGCAAGGUUCCCCUCUGGGGAGCCCUCCUGGUCACAGGGAGUUUGUAUCCUCCGGGAGGAGCCUGCGGCUGACCUUCCAGGCGCAUUCCUCCUCCAAGAACAAACUCACACACCUCCACAAAGGCUUCCUGGCUCUCUACCAAGCCAUAGCUGUGAACCAACCUGAUGAGGAUGCUGAGGCCAUCACCACACCUGGAGCUGACCCUCCCAAGAUUCAGAACCACUGCCAAGAUCCCUAUUAUAAGGCAGAAGAGACAGGAACACUUUGCUCAUCCCUGGGGACAUGGAAGGACAGACAGGAUGGGGAAGAGGUUCCUGGAUGCGCACCAGUCUGCGGAAGACCAGUCGUCCCCAUUGCUGAGAACCCAAACAUUUUUGGUUCUUCCAGAGCUAAGCUGGGCAACUUCCCCUGGCAAGCCUUCACCAGUAUCUAUGGUCGUGGGGGUGGAGCCCUGCUGGGUGACAGAUGGAUCCUGACGGCUGCCCAUACCAUCUACCCCAAGGAUAGCAUCUAUCUCAGAAAGAACCAGAGUGUGGAAGUGUUUCUGGGUCACACAGACAUAGACGAGCUGCUGAAACUGGGGAACCAUCCUGUCCGUCGGGUUGUGGUUCACCCAGACUACCGCCAGCAGGAGUCCCACAACUUCAGUGGGGAUAUCGCCCUCCUAGAGCUUGAACACAGAGUCCCUCUGGGGCCCAAUCUCCUCCCAGUCUGUCUGCCAGACAACGAGACCCUCUACCACAGCGGCCUCUGGGGUUACGUCAGUGGGUUUGGUGUAGAGAGGGGCUGGUUAACAACAAAGUUGAAAUACUCAAAGCUGCCUGUAGCCCCCCGGGAGGCCUGUGAAACAUGGCUCCGCCAGAGGCAGCGAACUGAGGUGUUUUCUGACAAUAUGUUCUGUGUCGGGGAAGAGAUGCAGAUGAACAGUGUCUGCCAGGGAGACAGUGGCAGCGUCUAUGUGGUGUGGGACGAUCGCGCUCUUCACUGGGUGGCCACGGGCAUUGUAUCCUGGGGCAUCGGGUGUGGCAAGGGGUACGGCUUCUACACCAAUGUACUCAGCUACAUGGAUUGGAUUAAGAAGGUGAUUGAAGGUAAAGACUGACGCCAGCGGCCUGAGCAGUGGUCAGCCAGCACCGUGGAGGUCCCAGCUAAGGACAGGCAGGAAUGAGGAUCCACUCGGAGGUGGGAGACCCUAUUUAAAUCAUUGGUUCAGCAGCCCAUUGCCAAGAGAAAGCCCCGCCUCUCUGAACCUACAACCUUCUCAAAUCAGAAGCAGAAACCUCUCACCUGCUCUCCUGGAUCUUACACCAGGGGAACCCUGUAAAUCCGAGCAACCUUUGCUCAGAACGCCUUCUUGCUUGCUCAAGGCAGGAUUUCACUCUGUAGCCAGGCUGGCCUCAAACUCAUGGCAAUGCUCCUGCUUCAGCCUCCCAAACAUUGGGAUUACAAGCAUGUACACCUGGCAUCGUUGCCUUGCAUGAUUUUUUUUUUUUAAUUCCCCAACCUCAACUAUGGACAGUGUCUUCUGUAUUUACUCUUGGACUUGUGUUUCUCAAAUAUUCCGGAAACCCUUACAAUGAGCUUCAAAUAUGCAACACAACCGGCUUCACCCCCUACCCCAGCUUCUACAGGCAAUCAUGACAAUACUCCAUUUUUUUUUAAAGAUUUAUUUUACUUAUUUUAUGUGUAUGAGUACACUGUAGCUGUACAGAUAGA